UAACUUUUAGUUUUGUUGUUUUGUAAUCUCGGAAAGGAAAUUUUGAUUUAAAAACGGAAAAACUAACAACAAUUGAAUACAUCAUACCACGUUCUCAUCGAAAAAUCAUCGACAUUUCGAAGCAAACACAGAAGAGGUCAACACUCAUACCAUGGUGACAUCAUGUCACAGUCAACAUUAUCGUGUCAUAUCUACUAGUGUUUUUAUUUAUUUAUUUCAUUUUUAUUUUUGACAAUAGGUCUUGGUGUUUUUCUAUGUGUUUCUGAGUGUAUCGUCGUUAUAUUGUGGUAAUAUAUUUUUUAAAAACCAUACCAUAUUCUUAUUUCGAAGACGGGAAAAAAAAACCAGGUAUUAUUAUCACGUAGUGAAGAAUUUGUUGAAUAAAAAAAAUAAAAACUGUGUGGAAUAGUGUUUGGAAGAAGACGGACUACAAUUGAGAAAUACCAACAAUUCAUCGUUUUUUUUGUGUGUGUGUUAACCCCCAUCAUAUAGUUCGUCUUCCAACGUCUCUUUUCUCUCUAUUUUCACUGUUCAGUGUUGUUAUUAUUAUUUGUUUGUUUGUUUAUUUAUUUGUUGGUUUUGCUACGCUUCUCGUAGCUGUUGUCCGUAGCACACACAGCUACAGAACGUAGAGUAGUAGUGUUGUAUCAUCAACUAUAUCAUCGUUUAUAAUGGAUGACAUUUGGCCUCGGUUUCGUUGUCAAACAAUGGUACCUGUUUAUUAUUGUAUAUAUUGUUGUAUACUUUUGGUGACCCUUACUACCGGUGGAGUAAUGGGCGUUGGAGGAAUGCCUGAAUUUGAUGAGGAAGACAACGCACUACCACCACGUUUCCUGUCACGUAGCCAAACAUUUCGUGCUGUCAUCGGUGAUACAUUAUUGUUGCCAUGUGAAGUUGAAAAUCUCGGUACAUACGUCUUGAUAUGGCGACGUGGUAGUUCAAUUGUAACUGCUGGCAACUUAAUGGUAACACGAGAUCGUCGAUUUCGUUUAAUGAAUGGAUACAAUCUACAGGUACGCGAUGUUGGACCACAAGAUGCUGGCGACUAUGUCUGUCAAAUUGGCGACCGUGAGACGCGCGACCAAAUACAUACUGUUGAAAUAAUGGUACCACCAAGUGUCCGAUUGAGUCCAGCUAGUGGUCAAGUUACAGCACGUAAAGGUGGUUCUGUAACAUUAGAAUGUAAAGCAUCUGGUAAUCCGGUACCAUCAAUACGAUGGACAAGGAAAGAUGGUUCAGCAUUUGUUGGCGGUCAAAAAAUACGUGAAGGGUUUAGUUUAACAUUGAAUAAAAUCGAUCGACAUCAUGCCGGUGUUUAUCAGUGUACAGCGGAUAAUGGUGUUGGUGAACCGAUUACCGUGGAUAUGCAAAUUCAUGUGCUAUAUCCACCGGAGAUUAACGUGGAACGAUCAUGGGUACAUUCUGGAGAAGGCUUUAAUGCACAAUUAGUUUGUGUUGUUUACGGAGAUCCGCCACCAGAAGUUGCUUGGUAUCAAGAUUCCUUCCCCUUGGAUAUGAAUGAAAGACGAACAAUGGAUGUACGACACAUUAAGCAUAUUUUAACCAUACAAAAUGUUCAAAGCUCGGAUUUUGGAAACUACAGCUGUGUCGCAGACAAUUCCUUAGGCCGAGCCAAAAAAUAUAUUGAACUAUCCGGACGACCUGGAACAGCUGAAUUCCGAAGUGGACCACUUAGCCGUGGGCGUGACAGCUACAAUUUAACAUGGGAAGUUAGUAGUUAUUUACCGUUGGAGGAAGUUCGUCUAUUAUAUCGAAAAAUUAGUGUAAAUGACACAUAUCAAAGUCCCGGAAAAUGGCAUGACGUUGUACUAAAUCCAGUUGGAAUGGUAAACGGAGGAAAACAUAUUAUGUCCUAUACAAUUAAACAUUUGGAACCGGAUUCAAUAUUCGAAGCGGUUGUCCAAGCUCGUAACCGAUAUGGUUGGAAUGAAAUCAGUGAUUUACAUCAGUUUUUUACUCGUGGAUCUGAACCAGAACUAUCGGAUAUGGAAUUGAUAUCACGAACAUCACCAAGUUCGUUUGCCACAUCAAUACGAAAUACUCAAAUUAUUUACUUAUCAAUAUUUUUAAUAAUUGCACUUAGUGUUUUGAGAUGAUUUCAUUAAAAAGCAUUCCACAAUUUAAACGUACGUUUAUAGUCCAAUUGAUAAAAGUCGUAAAGUUCAUUUAGGAUGCGGAAAAAGUUGCGUUCAAGUUUUAUUUUGGGCAUAGUCACUUUAACCUAACCAGGAGAGUCCCUUUAACAUAAUCUAAUACU
Molecule: messenger RNA, 2278 nt
Organism: Chrysoperla carnea
Lineage: Eukaryota; Metazoa; Arthropoda; Insecta; Neuroptera; Chrysopidae
Product: lachesin-like
Exons: 10
Coding region: 672-2117 (481 amino acids)
Biological process (GO): synapse organization; homophilic cell-cell adhesion
Cellular component (GO): axon; neuronal cell body; plasma membrane
Molecular function (GO): axon guidance receptor activity; protein binding
Source: RefSeq, a predicted model, not a curated record